CGGGGCUUCUGGUCUGCCACGUCCAUUCCCGGCUCAUCCGGAUUCUGCUCCCAACUCGCAGCUCGGCACCGGCGAUUCUUUUUUAAUUUAAACUCAUCAACGUGAUUCUUUUAAUUGCUCUUCGUGCGCCGCCUCGCAUCGUCAUGGUUUCUGUAAUAAAUACCGUUGAUACUUCUCACGAGGACAUGAUUCAUGACGCCCAGAUGGAUUACUAUGGUACCCGCCUUGCCACUUGCUCUUCCGACCGAUCGGUCAAAAUUUUCGACAUCAAGAAUGGAGGGCAAAUCCUCGCUGCCGAUCUCAGGGGCCAUGAGGGUCCGGUGUGGCAGGUGGCGUGGUCGCACCCUAUGUUUGGGAGCGUGCUGGCCUCGUGUUCAUACGAUCGCAAAGUAAUUGUGUGGCGAGAGGAAAAUGGGAAAUGGGAUAAACUGCACGAGUAUGCCGGGCACGACUCCUCUGUGAACUCUGUAUCGUGGGCUCCCCAUGAGUUCGGUCUGGUUCUGGCCUGUGGCAGUUCCGAUGGGUGCAUCUCCGUGCUGUCAUGCCAGGCUGAUGGUACCUGGGAGGCCAAGAAAGUUAGCAAUGCUCACACAAUUGGGUGCAAUGCUGUCAGCUGGGCUCCUGCAGUCAUUCCUGGGAGCUUAUUGGAGCAGCCUUCUGGCCAAAAACCUGCGCUUACUCGUCGAUUCGUAUCGGGAGGCUGCGACAAUCUCAUAAAGAUCUGGAAGGAAGAGGAUGGCCAGUGGCAGGAGGAACAGAAGCUGGAGGCACACAGCGAUUGGGUGCGCGAUGUAGCGUGGGCGCCCUCUAUCGGUCUCCCUGUCAGCACAAUCGCCAGCUGCUCACAGGAUGGUCGCGUUUUCAUCUGGACGUGUGACGAUUUGUCCGAGAGCUCUUGGGCACCCAAGCUCCUCCACAAGUUCAAUGAUGUUGUGUGGCAUGUUAGCUGGUCCAUCACUGGCAAUAUCCUGGCUGUUUCUGGUGGAGAUAACAAGGUGAGCCUGUGGAAGGAGUCUGUGGACGGCCAGUGGGUGUGCGUGAGUGACGUCAACAAAGGACAGGGAGUUGCUCCGGGUGUCGGGGAUGCCCACCAGACGGAACAGUGAAUGCUUGGCCAUCAAGGCCCACACCAACUUUCACGUGUUCUUCACUCCCUCCAUCCCUCCGCCACUUGUGGUCCUGCAGACCAAAUGACGCCUCAGCCAAGUCACUCCAGCAGGAGACGCCUAGUGCAUGGCCCUGCCUGGGCCUGUAGCAACACAACAGUGGGAAUUUUUAAGGAAAUGUUGCUCAAAUGUCAGAUGAAUAAACAUAAUUAAGCACUCGCACAACAUCCAGGCAUACUUUUGAUCGGCUUACGUGGUGUUUUCCUCCACUUAUGAACAAAGUGUCUAGACAUGUACGGCUUUUUUCUAGCAUCUAAAUGUUGGAUAUGAAUUGUUUAUUGGAGGCAUUAAUGUAUGAAAUCAAUGGCUGAAAGUAUUGAUUAUGCAUAAGGAAAAAACUGCUUUUAAAUAUUGUUGAAAUUGAAAGGUUUGCAUUGCAUUCAUGGAGAGAAAUUGUUAUGUAAACAAGGUGGUACUAUGGGUUGUUUAAGGCAUUUUUACAGCUGUCCUUAAUGAAAAUGACAUUAAUUGCUAGGAAUGAGGACGUUUACAAACUUUUCUUUAUACGAUGCUCAUACUUGUGUUUGGCUGCACAAAAUCUGGGCAGAGUGGAUUGUUUGAAGAGGGUCCACUCGGCUGCAUUGUAUGCAAGUUAUGUAUUUGGACAACUUGAGCCAAAAGAAAACUUUCCUGUGGCUCAGACUUGAGACAAACUCAAACUAAACAUUGGAAAAGUAUUCGUGCAGAAACAUCUUGGUCUUUUUGAUUCGAAGGUUAAUAACGUGUAGACAUAGUCCAUUAUUUUCUGGCUUUUUAUGUGCUCACUGCAUUACUGUAAUGCAAACUUUGUGGAACAAACUUCCAUUCGGUUGAUGAGCAUUCAUACUGUAUAUAAUUCUAAUAAAUGUUUAAAACAUG
Molecule: messenger RNA, 2024 nt
Organism: Lethenteron reissneri (Far Eastern brook lamprey)
Lineage: Eukaryota; Metazoa; Chordata; Hyperoartia; Petromyzontiformes; Petromyzontidae
Gene: SEC13
Product: SEC13 homolog, nuclear pore and COPII coat complex component
Biological process (GO): protein import into nucleus; positive regulation of TOR signaling; COPII-coated vesicle budding
Cellular component (GO): COPII vesicle coat; nuclear pore outer ring
Molecular function (GO): protein binding; structural molecule activity
Source: RefSeq, a predicted model, not a curated record